AUGAGCAUCUCAACAUCUAGCAGAGACGAAGAGCAGCCGCUGCUUCGGAGAAGCUCUGAGAUGAACAGAAUCACUGAACGAUCCCUCCAAUAUGGCGUCGUUGACUUUACGAGCUCAGGCCUAACACCGCCGACUGAUGCUAUUGUCGUCGACUUUGACCCUUUGGGCGACCCCGAUAACCCCCUGGACUGGGCCACCUCCUUCAAAUGGACCAUUGUCGGCAUGUUGGCCAUGAUGGCCUUCACCGUUACAUUCACAUGCAUGUCACCCGUCCCCCUGGCAAGCGCCAUCGUCUCAGAGCUCUCCCACUCUCCCAACCCGGCGUCAUCCUCCUCCGUCUUGCUAGUAACCAUUUGGGAGCUAGGAGAAGCCGCCGGCCCCUUAGUCAUCGCCCCCUUAUCUGAGAUGGUCGGCCGGUACCGUGUGAUCAACACUGCCAACGUGAUUUUCAUCACCGCCAUCGCGCUGGCCGCCACAGCGACCUCCGUCGAGCAGUUCAUUGCCGCGCGCAUGCUGACCAGGCUGGCGGUCGCAAGUAACGUGUUGGCGCCGGAGAUUGUGGGGGAUAUUUUUCUAAGGAAGCUUGGCGAAGCCAUUCUCAGACCCAUGAUCGUCCUCUCGGGGAGUGGUGUACUAAUGGCCAUGAGUCUCCUAGCCGGGACUGUGUUCACUUUUCUCUAUGUCUACAACACGACAUUGGCGGAUAUGCUGGUCAAUGUCUAUAAGAUACCCCCGGAGAUGGUUGGCUCCUGCUACGUCGUCUUUUCCCUUGGGUCUGCUAUUAGUGUCGUCAUUUGUAACAUCGCCUUGGACCGCAUCUACGUACGGAUACGAAACUCCCACAGUGGCGUUGGCCGGCCCGAAUUCCGGCUCCCUUUGGCCAUCAUCGGCUGCUUCCUUCUACCUCUCAGCGUGGGAGCCUACGGCUGGUCUACUGAACUGAGGCUUCCACUGGCAGUCCUGCUCUUCGCAACAACCUUGAUGGGCUCUGCUAUUCUUCUUGCCACUAUCCCUAUCAUGGCUUUUGAUGUUAAGAUACGGCGCUUUUUGGAGGAGGUUUUCUAA
Messenger RNA from Thermochaetoides thermophila DSM 1495, 1065 nucleotides. RefSeq lists its product as uncharacterized. Bases 1 to 1065 code for a protein of 354 amino acids. Gene Ontology annotation, biological process: transmembrane transport. Gene Ontology annotation, cellular component: membrane. Gene Ontology annotation, molecular function: transmembrane transporter activity. The record is from RefSeq and is a predicted model, not a curated record. NCBI's taxonomy places the organism in Eukaryota, Fungi, Ascomycota, Sordariomycetes, Sordariales, Chaetomiaceae. The transcript has 5 exons.